ACCUGCAUGACCAGCAGCGAAGCCAUGGACACCCUGGGGCAGUACAAGAUCACAGUGUGGGAGGAGGAGAGCUUCCAGGGCAAGCGCUGCGAGUUCCUCAUGGAGUGCCCCAGCAUCAUGGAACGCAACUUCCGCAAGAUCCGCUCCAUCAAGGUGGAGUCUGGCCCCUGGGUGGGCUUCGAGUACCCCGAGUACCAGGGGCAGCAGUUUAUCCUGGAGAAGGGUGACUAUCCCCGGUGGGAGGCCUGGAGCGGGAACAGCGGCUACCGGACUGAGCACCUCCUCUCCUUCCGACCCAUCAAGUGCGCGAACCACAACGACAGCAAAGUCACCCUCUACGAGGCGGAGAACUUCCAGGGGCACAAGUUUGAGCUGAGUGAUGACUACCCCUCCCUGCAGGCCAUGGGCUGGGGCAACAAGGAGGUGGCAUCCAUCAAAGUGAACGCCGGAGCGUGGGUGGCAUACCAGUACCCAGGAUACAGGGGCUACCAGUACGUGCUGGAGCGGGACAGACAGAACGGCGAGUUCAAGAAGUACAACGAAUACAGCAGCCAGGCCCACACCAACCAGAUCCAAUCCAUCCGCCGUGUCCAGCACUGA
Messenger RNA from Gavia stellata (red-throated loon), 600 nucleotides. It is a transcript of the gene CRYBA2, whose product is annotated as crystallin beta A2. The record is from RefSeq and is a predicted model, not a curated record. Gene Ontology annotation, molecular function: structural constituent of eye lens. Bases 7 to 600 code for a protein of 197 amino acids. Gene Ontology annotation, biological process: lens development in camera-type eye; visual perception. NCBI's taxonomy places the organism in Eukaryota, Metazoa, Chordata, Aves, Gaviiformes, Gaviidae. The transcript is spliced from 4 exons.